AUGAAAAGCCAGCAUGAACCUGCCGUCUCUGGACUGAGGCACGCAGCCAUAAUCGACCUGAUCCCCAUGUGUCCUUCUCUGAAGUCCCUGCCAAAAACUCUGACACCCCUCUCCACCCCUCCAUACCCCCAUACCAUCACUCACCCCCCCACUCCAUAUAUCACCACAUACUCCUUCAAUCUCACCCCCACCCAUCACCCCAUCACCCCAUCACCCCAUACCCUCACCCCAUCACCCCAUACCUCCACCCCAUACCUCCACCCCAUCACCCCAUACCCUCACCCCAUCACCCUAUACCUCCACCCCAUCACCCCAUACCUCCACCCCAUCACCCCAUACCCUCACCCCAUCACCCCAUACCCUCACCCCAUACCUCCACCCCAUACCCCCACCCCUCACCCCAUACCUCCACCCCAUCACCCCAUACCCCCACCCCAUACCCUCACCCCAUACUCCUUCAAUCUCACCCCAACCCAUCACCCCAUACCUCCACCCCAUCACCCCAUACCUCCACCCCAUACCUCCACCCCAUCACCCCAUACCCUCACCCCAUACCCUCACCCCAUCACCCCAUACCCUCACCCCAUACCUCCACCCCAUACCCCACCCCUCACCCCAUACCUCCACCCCAUCACCCCAUACCCCCACCCCAUACCCUCACCCCAUACUCCUUCAAUCGCACCCCCACCCAUCACCCCAUACCUCCACCCCAUCACCCCAUACCUCCACCCCAUCACCCGAUACCCCCACCCCAUCACCCCAUACCCUCACCCCAUCCCCACCCCUUCACCCCAUACCCCCACCCCAUACCCCCACCCCAUCACCCCAUACCCUCACCCCAUACCUCCACCCCAUCACCCCAUACCCCCACCCCAUCACCCCAUACCCCCACCCCAUACCCUCACCCCAUACCCCCCACCCCAUACCCCCACCCCAUCACCCCAUACCCUCACCCCAUACCCUCACCCCAUCACCCCAUACCCCCAACCCAUCACCCCAUACCCUCACCCCAUACCCCUACCCCAUCACCCCAUACCCCCACCCGAUACCCUCACCCCAUACCCACACCCCAUCACCCCAUAG
Molecule: messenger RNA, 1083 nt
Organism: Salmo salar (Atlantic salmon)
Lineage: Eukaryota; Metazoa; Chordata; Actinopteri; Salmoniformes; Salmonidae
Source: RefSeq, a predicted model, not a curated record